Aspergillus affinis is the source of this 7455-nucleotide messenger RNA. Its product is annotated as type I polyketide synthase. Gene Ontology annotation, molecular function: oxidoreductase activity; fatty acid synthase activity; phosphopantetheine binding. NCBI's taxonomy places the organism in Eukaryota, Fungi, Ascomycota, Eurotiomycetes, Eurotiales, Aspergillaceae. Gene Ontology annotation, biological process: fatty acid biosynthetic process; secondary metabolite biosynthetic process. The record is from RefSeq and is a predicted model, not a curated record. Bases 1 to 7455 code for a protein of 2484 amino acids. The transcript is spliced from 6 exons.
AUGUAUUCUCAAGAUUCACCAGAAGCGAAUAUCACAGAUAAUGGUGUUAAUGGGAUUACGAACGGGGAUGGAGGCAAGCAAGAUAGAGGGAUGGAACCAUUAGCCAUUGUUGGCAUGGCUUGUCGCUUGCCCGGCGAUGUCUCCAGCCCAGAAGAUUUCUGGGAAUUGUGCUCCCGAGGAAGAAGCGCCUGGUCACCAAUCCCCGAAUCCCGAUUCAAUGCCUCUGCGUUCUAUCACCCCAAUCCUGAUCGCGCCGGAUCUAUCAACACGAAAGGUGGUCACUUUUUAAAAGAGGAUGUCGGACUGUUCGAUGCGCCUUUCUUCAACAUCACACUCCAAGAAGCACGAUCCCUCGACCCCCAACAAAGACUGGCCCUCGAAUGUACAUACGAAGCGCUUGAGAAUGCGGGCAUCCCCAACCAUUCCAUCGCAGGGCGCAAGAUUGGUGUUUUUGCGGGCGCAUCGCUCCCGGAGUACGAUAUGAACAAUUUCAAGGAUACGGAGGCCAGUCCCAUAUUGCUUUCAGAAGAAGGACGUACAUACGCAUUUGACCAGCGAGGAAACGGAUUCGGACGAGGCGAAGGCGUUGGAUGCAUCGUGUUGAAGCCACUCGAAGUCGCACAGAAAGCAGGAGAUGCCAUACGAGCAAUAGUCGUGAACAGCGGGGCUAACCAAGACGGCCGAACCAGAGGAAUUACCAUGCCAAAUGGCGCGGCACAAGAAUCAUUGAUGCGCUCGGCCUACAAAGAUGCCGGAGUCGACCCGGCGUUGACAGGAUACGUCGAAGCGCACGGCACAGGAACCCAAGUUGGAGAUCCGAUUGAAGCGACAGCACUGAAUACAAUCUUUGGAAAAGGUCGCACCCCCCGCCAACCGUUAUUCAUUGGCUCCGUGAAAUCGAAUCUUGGCCAUCUAGAGGGGGCAAGUGGCGUGAUUUCAAUUAUCAAGACUGCCUUGAUGUUGGAGCGGGGAUUUGUCCUGCCAAAUUGCAACUUCGACAAGGCAAAUGAAGAUAUUCCCCUAGAAAAGUGGAACAUGAAGGUCCCGAAGAAACUCGCGCCCUGGCCUCGAGGCAAACCUUACGCAAGUGUGAACAACUUUGGCUUUGGAGGAUCAAACGCCCAUAUAAUCCUACGGGCUGGACCCCGUAGCAAAGGGGACGGAACUAUCAAGCCGGAUCCCUUACCACGAAAAGUAUUCGUUCUCACGGGGCAUGACAAACAGGCGCUUGCUCAGCGGGCAAAUGAUCUGAAUGCGUACCUUGUGAAGCAUCCCGCGAUCUUCGACAACCAUCUGUUGGGUAACAUCGCCUAUACGAUCGGACAACGACGAAGCUUCUUCCAAUGGAGACUUGCAGUUUCCGCGUCUGUUGACACAGAGUUGGGCGAGUUCUUAACAAGCAAUCCUGAACCGCAUCGAGCUGCACAAGAGCCUGUUCUCGCGUUUGCUUUCACCGGACAGGGAGCUCAAUGGCUCGGGAUGGGAAAAGAGUUGAUCGGGACGUAUCCAGUGUUUCGGCAGACAAUGCAAGCUGUGGAUGCUUGUCUUACAGCCCUUGGUGCUGGUUUUUCAAUGAUUGAUGAGCUGCUCCUUAAUGACCCCGCCACAAGCUCUCUUUCAAAGGCCCACAUGAGUCAACCCGCUUGUACAGCCGUCCAGUUAGCAUUGGUUGAACUACUUCGAUCCUGGGGUAUAAAGCCCAAUGCCGUGACUGGUCAUUCAAGUGGUGAGAUAGCGGCAGCAUAUGCAGCAAAUAACCUGACACUCGAAGAAUGCGUCCAGAUUGCGUAUGCUCGAGGUCUUGCAUCUGGAUUUUUGACUCAAAACUCGAAAACGAAGGGAGCAAUGUUGGCUGUGGGCGCGAGUUCCACAGAAGUACAGCCCUUUGUGGAUGCGCUGACAAACAAACAUGCGGUCGUCGCGUGUGUAAAUAGUGGUUCCAGUGUCACGGUAUCCGGAGAUGAAGAUGCCAUCGUUGAGCUGCAAGAUGUUCUGGAUAAAGAGCAGAUGUUUACUCGUCGGUUGCAGGUAGAUGUUGCUUAUCAUUCUCACCACAUGAAGCAAGUAGCUCAACAGUAUCGCCUGCUGAUGGGCAAAAUCGUUCCCAUGGAAUCCGACAUUCCCUUCCAUUCUGCAGUACACGGCCGGCAAAUAUCUGCGGAGGAUCUAGAUGCUUCAUAUUGGGUGGAUAAUCUCGUCUCCAGAGUGGAGUUUGUCCAGGCUCUGCAGAAUCUCGUGACAGAAAAUCCGAAGGUUACUACGAUUAUCGAGGUUGGCCCGCAUUGUGCUUUGCAGACCCCAAUCAAACAGAUUGUUUCACAAAGCUUCCCAAACAAAACCAUCCAAUACCUCCCAAGUCUGAAGCGCAAAGUCGACGCGGUUGAAGCUGCCCAGCAAUUAGUGGGCGCUCUUUUCGUGCGAGGUUAUCCAGUUGAUCUGGGUGCCGUGAACUUCCCCGACUUCGGUGAGAACUCUCGCAAGCCAACGCUGUUAACGAAUCUGCCAAAAUACCCAUGGAAUCAUUCAGAACGAUACUGGCACUUGUCUCGCUUGGCACAUAAUCUGUAUUAUAGACUGACACCGCGCAACGACCUUCUUGGCUCUCUCUGCAUGGAGAACGUUGAUUUCGAGCCGCGCUGGAGAAAUAUUCUUCGGCUGGAUGAUUUUCCCUGGAUUCGCCAGCACAAGGUUCUCGGGAGCAAUGUGGUACCUUUAACAGCAUUCUUGGCCAUGGCAAUCGAAGCUAUGGUCACGCACGCAGCACACCAUCACAUCACCCUGGAAAAGAUCGAUCUGCGAGAUGUUUCAAUUUCGCGUGCCCUGACUAUUGCCGAGGGUGCUUCGGUGGAGACAAUGUUCACAUUGAAACGCGUGAAUGAAUCCGCCAGCAAGUCUCUUGAUAGUUGGCAUGAGUUCAAAGCCUUCUCCUGGGUGGAAACGCGUGGCUGGGAGCAACAUUUUCAAGGGUUUGUAAAAGGCCAAGAAAGUCAAGAUUCGAACCCCGUCGACGGACAGCGACGACAGGUAGCCAUUUCGGCAGAGAUAUCACGCCAAAUCUCAGACCUCCAGGCCUCGUGCACAGUACCCGUUGACUCGGAUACUCUCUACAGUAAUGUCGGAAGUAGUGGUGUUGAGUAUGGACCACUUUUCCGGUGCUUGUCUGAUAUCUUUGUCAGCGAGGACUCGAAAUCAAGAGCUACCUUUUCUGCGCCAGAUACGAAAAGCUGCAUGCCGCUCGAGUACGAAACUGAUUGUAUAAUCCACCCGGUCACAUUGGACCACUGUCUGCAACUAUUGUGGACACUACUAGGAUAUCAGCACGGCCGAUUGGAUGUAACCCACGUCCCGUCCCGGAUCUCGCAGUUCUCUAUUUCACUUAACCGUCCCUUCUGUGCAGGCACUCAGUUUGAGCUCUAUGCGCGCCCUCCUCUACCUUCUCCAACACGUCGACCAAGAGGUAACCGGAUCCUUGUCAUGCGGCCCGAAGAUCAUCAAAAUGCAGCCAUCGAAAUUGACGGAGUAAUAAUGGUGCCACUGACAAACGAUGGCGGCAAAUCAUGGGGAAAGGAACCUAACGCUAUGUGCUACAAGCUUCAUUGGGAGCCAUGCCUUGAUUUUCUCUCCACAAAAGACUACAAGUCUCUCCUGGCGGGAAGCAAUGGUGAUCCCCAUGGUGUUCAGCGAAUGCGAUUGCUGGACCGGUUGGCAGAACAUUACCUUCGCAACGCCCUGGACCAGGUCUCGCAAGAGGAAGUGCACAAUCUCGAAAACCAUUACGUCAAAUUUUAUCACUGGAUUCAAAAGGCUUGUAAAUCCGCCCGCCUUGGGGAGCCACUGUCGGAACAGACGAUUGAAUACGUUCGUACGAUGAAUGGGUCUGGUGCUCUCCUGUACCAAAUCGGCUCGUCGCUUCCCAAGAUCCUUCGGGGUGAAGUGGACCCGUUGACCUGUAUGCUCGAGGACGACUUGCUGAACAGAUACUAUCAAGAGAUUGAUAACAUGCGCCAAUCCUACUCCCAGGUCUCAGUUUGCAUUAACCAAAUGGGUCACCAGAAUCCCAACAUUAACAUCCUCGAAAUUGGCGCUGGCACAGGCGGUGCUACUGUGCCUAUACUCGAAGCCCUUGGAGGAGGCAAGUCCGGUACAACGCCCCGAUUCAGCCAGUACACCUACACCGACAUCUCCCCUGGUUUCUUUGAGAAAGCGAAAGUCAAAUUCGAACCGUGGGACCAUCUCAUGACAUACCAAACUCUCGACAUAUCCUCCGAUCCGACCAAGCAGGGUUACCAGCCUCAUUCAUAUGAUUUGGUAGUUGCCUGUAACGUCCUCCACGCAACCUCGGAGAUCAACAAGACCGUCGAAAAUGUACGGAUGCUGUUGAAGCCAGGAGGGAAAUUGAUCCUGAUUGAGGAGACAUCGUUCAAAGCAAGACUUUUCCCCUUCGCUUCUCUGCCCGGGUGGUGGCUCAGUCAAGAUGCGAAUCGUGUUGACGGGCCGCUGCUUGAACUGGACGGGUGGAACAGCGUCCUAGCAUCGAAUGACUUCUCGGGUAUUGACAUUCAGCUCGACGACUAUCCGGAUUCCGAUGAUCGGAGCAGUAGCAUCAUGGUUUCUACAGCCAAGGGCUUGAAGAAUGGACCCGAGAAUGAUGGUGAUAUUGUCAUUAUCGGGGAUAAUUGGAGAAGAGGGGUCCGGUUAAAUCGAAAAUUGAAGAAAUGCUUAAAGAUGACGACGGGCGUGUCACCUGUUGAAGCUGAACUAACAGAAGCAAACGUUACUGGCAAAUGGUGUGUCUUCCUGGGCGAUAUGAACCAGUCUAUUCUUUCACAUCCUGGCCCUGCACAGUUCAAGAACAUCCAGAAUCUUGUCAGUGGUGCUCGGGGGCUACUAUGGGUAAUCCGACAUAAUAGUGGGGACCCACGAUCUCUCGCCGAGAACAUGGUGAUAGGUCUCGCUCGGACUGUACGAUCGGAAACUGGCUUACCGUUUGUCACGCUCGAUCUGGGCGAAAAACUGAAAAUAUCAGAUAGGGAAACUGCCAGACACAUUGACAAAGUGUUCCACGGUGUCUUCUGUCGAAAGUCACAGCUCACGGAAGCCGAUAUGGAGUUCACCGUUCGCGGAGGGCGUAUCUGCGUAUCCCGUCUUGUCGAUAACGAUGCGCUGAAUCUGAGCAUCCAGCAGGAAACCCAGGAAGCACCACCGCAAUUGCAAUUGUUCCAACAGCCAAAAAGACCAUUGAAACUUACCACCGGGAAUAGCAGGAUGUUGGAUGAGCUGUAUUUCACGGACGACCAGUCUCUCGCGGCCCCGUUGCCAGAAGACUAUAUUGAAAUUCGCAUCUCGCAUGUGGGACUGAACUUCAGAGAUGUUCUGGUUGCCAUGGGCCAGCUCCAGGAAGGCAUGCUCGGUCAGGAGUGCAGCGGAACUAUCACUGCUGUGGGAACGCAAGUGACUGAUUUCCAAGUGGGAGAUCGCGUGUUUGCCAUGUCGCCUGGAUGUCUUUCCGCCCUAGCACGAUGCCCGGCCUACUGCGCCUGCACUCUACCUGAGAAUGUCUCCUUAGAGCUAGCAGCGUCCAUCUCCACAGUCUUCAGCACCGCGUACUACUCCUUGAUCGAUCUUGGACAACUACUGGAAGGGGAGAGCAUUCUAAUCCACGCCGCUGCCGGAGGUGUCGGACAAGCAGCCAUCAUCAUCGCGCAGUCUAUUGGCGCCAAGGUCUUUGCGACAGUUGGCAGUCAAGAAAAGAAGGAAUUCUUGAUGGAGACUUACAAUUUGGAUAGUGACCGGAUAUACUUCAGCAGAGAUACCUCGUUCGCUCGAGGAAUCCUGCACGCCACGGACGGCGAGGGCGUAGACGUGGCCUUAAACUCCCUAGACGGGGACGCGUUACAAGCGACGUUCAAAUGCGUUGCCCCGUUCGGUCGAUUCAUUGAGAUGGGUAAGAGGGACAUUGUGCAGAAUUCUAGGCUAGAGAUGUCAUCUUUUGACCGCAACGUGACUUUCGCCUCUGUUGAUAUGAACGUGGUAAGGGAAAAGCGACCGAAGAUGUUCAACAGAUUGUUGCGCAAUUCUGUCGAACUGUUCGUGCGAAGCCAGGCCCUGACGCAGUGGCCUAUCACCACGAUUCCCAUCUCUGAAAUUGAAUCCGGCUUCCGUGCCUUGCAAGGUGGCCAGGUCAUUGGCAAGAUGGUAGUGCAUAUUGAAGACAGUCCAGAUGACCAACCUGCUAUGGUAAAGGUCCAUCCAGCAAGAAAGCCCGGUGCCCUCGUCAAGCCAAACGCCUCGUAUAUCAUUGUUGGAGGAACAGGAGGAAUUGGACUCGAUCUCGCCAGCUGGCUCCCAAGCAAAGGCGCCACACAUCUCAUUCUAGUUUCUCGGAGUGGCGCCGCAAGCGAUAACGCCAAAUUAACCGUUCAAGAGCUGACAGAAAACGGCAUCACAGUCGAAAUAUGCCGCUGCGACAUUUCUAGUGAGGUAGAUGUGACAGAAAAGCUGGGCCAUGUUCUAAGCCAAAUGCCGCCCGUUCGUGGUGUUAUCUACGGCGCCAUGGUUCUCCGCGACAUUCUCUUCGAGAAAAUGACCUACGACGACUACAUGGCGGUCAUCAAGCCGCGAGUCCACGGUAUCAUGAACCUGCAAUCCCUCCUCAAAUAUACCUGCACCCUCGACUUCUUCAUCAAUCUUUCCUCCGGCGCCAGCUUCAUCGGCAAUAUGGGACAGGCCCAAUACGCGGCCAGUGGCGGGUUCAUGGCCGCACUCGCCCAAUAUCCUGAAGCCUCAGGACUGCCCUGCACGACGCUCGACCUGCCCAUCGUUCGGGGAGUUGGAUACCUCAGCGAGGACCAGCAAAAGCUAGAACAAGUCUCCGCACAGCUUGGCACAUCGGCCAUCACGGCAGUCGAGAUCCGAUGCAUUGUGGCGGCCGCGAUACGGAACGAGAUCCGCGAAUCCAGCGAAGGCCACUGCAUCAUCGGGUUCGAUUUCAUCAAGUCGACACCCGUCGCCGAGCUCCCGCACUGGGUGAAAGACGCACGGUUCUCAAAUCUCACCCAUCUAUCAAGACUCAUGGAAACCGCCGCGUCAAAUAGCGCGGCAGCGAAACAGACCGCCAUCGAAGUCUCUCCUGCUACUGCUGUGCGUUCGGCGCGGGCCCUCGACGUGGCGGAGAGUCUAGUCGUCGAUGCGGUGAUUAAGAAGCUCUCGAGUAUUUUGAUGCGUCCGGCGGAGGAGCUGGACCCGUCUGUCCCGAUCUCCGUGUAUGGGUUAGAUUCGUUAGUGGCGAUCGAGGUCCGGAAUUGGAUCACUAGGGAAUUGGAAGCGAGCUUGCAGAUCUUGGAGAUUCUGGCCAGUGAUUCCCUGCCCGUCUUGGCGAGGCUGAUCUUGAAGAAGUCUGGGAUUUUGUCGGUGAAGGUAAAGGGGGAGUGGGGGUUGAUUGGGAAUGAGGGUUAA